UUGCAGGCUUAUAGCGUCGGUCUAUUACGUUCUGACUAUUUGGCUCACGUGUACGAGGGCUGUGCAAUAAAGCAGGUUGAAAUCAACACGAUUGCCUCCAGUUUCGGUGGCAUUGCUACACACUUGGUGCCUCUGCAAAACUUCGUCCUGCGAGAACUUGGACAUGCUGAGAAAUUGAAGCAAAUGCCGAAGAACGAAGCCUUGGCAGGUCUCUGCGAUGGUAUGGUCAAAGCCUGGAAUAUCUAUAACAAGCCCAAGUCAGUCAUUCUGUUCAUCAUCGAGGACAUCUCGUAUAACAUUUGCGAUCAGCGUUUCCACGAGUUCUACAUCCGUGAGACCUAUCCACACAUCAAAGUGCUGCGUCGCACCCUCACCGAGGUGCACAAGGAGGGCAAAUUGGGCCAGAACAAGGAGCUGCUGCUCGGCAACACUGAGGUGGCCGUCAUCUAUUUCCGUGCCGGCUACGAGCCGGGUCACUAUCCCACGCAGGGUGAAUGGGAUGCUAGGUACCUGAUGGAGACCUCAUUGGCUAUUAAAUGUCCAUCGAUUCAAUAUCAUUUGGCCGGAACUAAGAAGGUGCAGCAGGCACUGGCACAGCCAGCGGUGCUGGAGCGUUUCAUCAACGAUCCGGAGGAGAUGAAGGCUGUCGGCAAGAUCUUUACCGGCCUCUAUUCGAUGGACGACAACGAGGUGGGCAAUGCCAACUAUGAGAUGGCCAUGCGGACGCCAGAGAAGUUUGUGCUGAAGCCACAACGCGAAGGUGGCGGCAACAAUGUUUACGGCUUGGACAUUCCCGAUGCUCUGAAGCGCAUGUCGCGAGUGGAGCGUUCUGCUUGGAUCUUGAUGGACUUGAUACAUCCGCCGCUGUCACAGGGAUACAUGAUACGACCUGGCAGCGAUGUGCCGCCCCAGAUUGUGGACAUGGUCUCCGAGCUGGGCAUCUUCGGUGUCAUCAUUGGCGAUGCGGAUCACAUUGUCCACAACUACCAGGCGGGUCACAUGCUGCGCACGAAGCUAUCCACUGCCAAUGAGGGAGGCGUGGCCGCUGGCCUGGGCGCGCUCGACAGUCCAUACUUGAUAGAUUCCGACGAUGAGAACUAAUGCUAACUAAACUCUACCUGCCCGCCACAUUGCCUAUUUGCUCCAAGUACUUAACAAUUGUAUAAAUGAUAUUCUCCAUCUUCCCCCCAUAAACUAUUUUUGUAAUGCGCGUAGAGUUGCAAUUGGUGCAAUAAAUUCCACUGUAAAUAAGAGA
Drosophila navojoa is the source of this 1255-nucleotide messenger RNA. Its product is annotated as glutathione synthetase. Gene Ontology annotation, cellular component: cytosol. Gene Ontology annotation, molecular function: glutathione synthase activity; glutathione binding; ATP binding. Gene Ontology annotation, biological process: glutathione biosynthetic process. The record is from RefSeq and is a predicted model, not a curated record. Lineage: Eukaryota; Metazoa; Arthropoda; Insecta; Diptera; Drosophilidae.